Messenger RNA from Caenorhabditis elegans, 1074 nucleotides. RefSeq names its product Serpentine receptor class r-10 (gene str-252). Gene Ontology annotation, cellular component: ciliary membrane. The record is from RefSeq and is marked reviewed. The transcript is spliced from 6 exons. Gene Ontology annotation, biological process: detection of chemical stimulus involved in sensory perception of smell. NCBI's taxonomy places the organism in Eukaryota, Metazoa, Nematoda, Chromadorea, Rhabditida, Rhabditidae. The coding region runs from base 1 to 1074 and encodes 357 amino acids.
AUGAGCUCUGUUCACACUAUUCUACAGCGAAUUUCUGCGUUCUUUGCAGUCUUAAAUAAUCUUAUUCUGAUUGUUCUAAUAAUUUUCAAAUCUCAUAAGAAAAUUGGUAAAUACAAGUAUUUGAUGAUCUACAUCUCAAUUUUUGAAAUUAUAUAUGCAAUACUGGAUACGUGUGCAGUUCCGGAGAUUUAUACAACGGGAAGCGCAUUUUUGGUUACUGUUUUAGGUGGACAAUCGUUUUUACCAACGUAUCUUUGCCUUCUUCUUUCCGAACUUUUUUGUGUCUUGUUCGGAAUUUCUAUGGCUAUUUUUGCUAUUCAUUUUAUUUACCGAUACAUGGUUGUAAGCGAAAAUAAAUAUCUGAAAAAGUAUGAUGCACACGUUAUAUCUUUCUUGCUCAUACUCCCAUUACUUUUCGGGGUCUUCUGGUUUUGGGUUGUUGAUUAUUUCUUAACACCCUUCGAUAAGGCUGACAAGAUUUUGAAAGAACAUUUCCUUGAUAAAAUGAACAUAAAUCUGACUGACGUAAGCUACGUGGGACCGUAUUUUUGGCCAAUCGGUAAAGAUGGGAAAACGUAUGUCCAAUGGAAGUCAAUGUUUGGAAUUCUGAUCAUGAGCAUAGCUAUCACUGUAUCAUUUUCAACCAUUUUUGUGUUUGGAUAUAAAUGCUAUCGGAAAACCAACGAGCUUAUCCAAAGCGCAUCUCAAUCGGAAUCCUUUAACAAACUACAAACCCAAUUAUUCUACUCACUUGUUUUACAAACUCUUAUUCCAGUUGUCUUAAUGCAUAUUCCUGCUACAAUUGGAUUCGGCGCUUCAUUUUUUGGUGUUUCUUUUGAAUUUCUUGGCGAAAUGUGUGCAUUCACUAUUUGUCUGUAUCCAGCUUUAGAUCCACUUCCUAAUUUUUUCAUUAUCAAGACGUAUCGGGAUGCUAUUCUUAAAUAUCUACGAAAAUUCAAGAGCAUAAUAUUAUGCAAAGGGGCUACGGUAGACAUUGAAAUUGUUGCAAUGUCCGAUUUAGGAUCGGCUUCAAUGACGCCCAAACCAGCAAGCUUAGCCGCUCCAAUAAACUAA